GGCAAAAACCUCUUUGUAGCUACUACCGUCAAAGUCAAGAAAGAGAUGGCUAUCGUUAAAAUUAUUUUAGCGUUGGCUUUGAUUGUUGAAAUACAAUUCAUCGCCGUAAGGUGUUCCAAUUCCUUUCCGUCGCCAAGUGUCACCAGAUCGGAAGGACUGAAAAAGCUGUUCGGAAAGGAUUUCGAAAGCGACUUGCAGUCCCAGUCACUUGCCUUUACUUCGGGAACAGGACCACGGCCUUUUGCCAACGAAGAGGUUAGUUACACAGGACCUUCUAUUGACCUUUUGGAGACCGAUAAGAGUGGACCUAAAGAUGAAAAUGCGGGAGGGGAUGUGGAAUUGGCUUACACUAAAUCAGGCAAUAAGAACAAGCACGACGAAAGCCACGAGAUCUCUUCGCCUCGUGUGCGACAAAUUAUGCUACUGAAAGCGCGAGCCACAACCAAAGCGACGGAAGGAGAUUCAAGAAAAGGGAUAGUUAACCAAGAUGAAAACGGAUAUGAACGCAGACCUGAGCACAGUAUUACAAGAGUAACUCUUCGCAACAUAUUCAACCAGAUAGGAAGAAAGGAAGAGAAAAUUGGUGACGGUCAAUCUGACGAGGAGGUGAGGGAUGCUGCAUCUGGAAGCGCAAUUCGUUCAGAAACAGAAUCCAGUGGUUGGUCUACAUUUGAAACUGCAGACAGUUCAAGUGAGCCUGAAGGAGUCACACAUGAAUUAGAAACUGGUUCUAAAAACGAGCCAGAAUUCGCAGGUAAGAAUACAGGAGCAUCUAGAGAUCAAGGAAGCGGUGAUCUUCAGUUCUCUUAUGGUGGAAUGAGACUUCCAAAAGAUCUCAAAGGAGCGAAUGUCGCCAAGGUUGUGUCAGAAUCAGCUCGUGAUAAGCCUAAAGGAACUAUUAUAAAAGGAGAAGGAAACAGCGGAAGUGAGAAGCUGCCAUUCGAUCCCAUACUCCUUUUUCAAGUAAGAAAUAUCAGAACCAACGUCCUGAAGGCGGAAAAACAGGCAACCAUGGAACUAAACGACGUCAGAAAAGAGUUCAGAGCCAAAAUGGAAGAUCUUCAGGAAGAUCUAAAGAUGGUGAGAAAGUUGACAAGUAAUGUCCACAGGAAAGUUGGCAUUACAGUUAAACAGGCGCUUGCAAUGGCAAGACAAGCGAAGACCAACGCAACCAACAGAUUGGCAAUGGCACGAAAAGCUGCAACAGCUCUGAACAACAUCGAGAAAAAGCUCGGAGUAAUUCAUACGAUUAACGCCUCCAGAAUACUUCGCUCAAAGAUUCCUCAGUUUCCAAAAUACAGUGAUGUCACCCUCUACCAACAGCUCCUGGCAACCAACCGAAUCUUAACGAAGCUCGAUGGCGCUAAAGUCUUGGCGAUUGAUCGGGCAGAGAGGAGAUUUCGCAACGAAGAGGAGACAGGAAGCUCAAUCUCACAAGAGGUGGAUUCCCUAAGAGAUGAAUUAGCCUCCGCGGAGGAGGAACUCAGCGAGGAGACGGAUCGGGAAAUGGAAGACGAGAGAGAGGCACAAGAGAAGAUACAAGAGGCUUUGGAAAGGAACAAACUUGUUGCAAAGAAGACGGCAUUUGCUCUAACGGCUAUUGAGAACUACUUGGAAAAGCUUCAGACAGACGAGGCUAAGCUUAAGCGGUUCCGAUUUUAGCCAUUUAAGAACGUGAUCAGAGGCAA
Pocillopora damicornis (cauliflower coral) is the source of this 1688-nucleotide messenger RNA. RefSeq lists its product as uncharacterized. The record is from RefSeq and is a predicted model, not a curated record. NCBI's taxonomy places the organism in Eukaryota, Metazoa, Cnidaria, Anthozoa, Scleractinia, Pocilloporidae.